AUGGGCCACACCAAGCGCAAGAAUGUUCGCCAGGCCCCUCAGAUGCGGUCUCGCACGACGAGGAGCAAGGGGAAGCCCAUUACAACCAACCCGGAAGUCAAUAGCCAGAUGCUCAACGAGCAGCUGCGUCAGCUUGGCCUCUAUGCUGCCCACACCAUCGGCGACGGCAACUGCCUGUUCCGCGCUCUCUCCGAUCAACUGUAUGGCUCCCCUUCACAACACCUCAAGCUGAGGGCGGAUAUCUGUUACUGGAUCGAAGCUCACAAGGAACGCUACGCUCCAUUUGUGGAGGACGAGCGCGGCCUUGACCACCAUCUGUCGUGUAUGCGCCAGCAAGCAACCUAUGGUGGUCACCUAGAAUUGUCUGCCUUUGCUCAUAUGACGAAGAGGAACGUCAAGGUUAUUCAACCUGGUCUCGUGUACGUCAUUGAAUGGAAUGCCGGAGGAGACUUCGGAGACUCCUCGGUACAGGGCGACGAUGAUUUGAACCUCGACGAUCGCGAAAAGCGACGUCAGAGACGAGAGCGGCGUCGUUCCGAACUGGAACAGGCUGCAACUGAUGACGGGGACCCUUCGACGGCCAUGGGGACGGUUUACGUCGCCUACCACGAUUGGGAGCAUUUCUCCUCCAUCAGGAAUCUCAGGGGCCCACACACCGGUCUGCCCAACGUCGUAGAAUCCUCUGCUUCGGACGCAUCGCCUCCGUCUCCAGUGAAUAAGAAGCCGGUAUCGAAGGCUAAGCCGAAAUCUGCGAAGCCUCGGGUCAGGGAGACGAAGAAAUCUGUUGUCGCGACACUCAUCGAGGUGGAGGACGCGACUCCCCGCACUCCUUCUCAAAUCCCCCUCCCAGGCUCGGCAUCGCCGUCUCCACCACCGUCGUCCGCCCCUUCUUCUCAAACCUCCGCCUUCCCUACACUGGCAUCGUUGGAGCCGCACGCCUAUCGUUCUCCGAAGCGGACCUUCGACGAAUCCUCUGCAUCAUCCCAGAUGUCUGAAAGUUCCCAGAGCGCCGCCAAGAGGGCGAAGAGCGGUUCUCGAGCUACCUCCACAUCACGUACACUGAGCGCCGGUGCUGCGGCAGCCGCGACUGCAACUAAGAGCAUGAGCGUGGACGCAGAUGAUCUGGACACUCCCGAUUUGUCUGCUGUCGGCUCAUCUGCAGACUCAGUGAGCUCAUUAUCAUCCGUACCAUCUCCCGCGGCAACUCCCCCACCAGUCGAGCCUCCGGUGGAGAAUCGCCUUACGCGCCGCCAGCGGAAGAAGCUGGGGCUUCCAAAGCCUCGCCCUGCUAAUGUAGGCCGCACCGUCGCGCGUACGAGAAGCGCUGGGAAGAUCGUGAUCCCAGGUGGAAAGCUUUCUAAGACAUCAAGCAAAACAGAUGUCGCUGACGGCUCCGAGGACGAUCCCAACGCGAACGCGGAGUGGCGGAAGAACGGGACCGGACGUCUGGACGUCCGAGGGUUCAGGGAGCUCAAGAUAUAGGAGCGCGUUGAUGAGCUCUGUCGCGCGCGUCGCGCUUGCGCGACGGCCGCUCAGACCAUUUGCAUCCCUCCUCCACAUCUCAUUGUCAUCUUUGGACUUCGCAUCUUCUUUUGGUCUUGGUCUCUUGCAUCCCAUCCCGUCAAUCCCUCGAUACCCUCGCACUUCAAGCCCUUCGUGUCCAUGUCGUCGCAACAUCCAUCGCUAUCCGCUAGGAUCUCCUUGUAUCAACAGCAUCUCCUCUUCCUCGCCUCUUCUAUCCUCUAUCGCGCUUCCACGAUUGUCACGACCUCUAGGCACGUUUUUCAUGCCCCGCAUUGGACGCUCUCCCGAUUGAUCAUCCGUCGUCGUUCCGCCCACCUACAAGUCAAGUUAUUCCGUCAUAUAACGCAACCACACAUCUCCAAUACAGUCGCAUCCGCAUCAUAUCGUGAUACCUGAGGCUGACGGCCUCGCCGCAAUCACAAGCUCUCCU
Molecule: messenger RNA, 1954 nt
Organism: Dichomitus squalens LYAD-421 SS1
Lineage: Eukaryota; Fungi; Basidiomycota; Agaricomycetes; Polyporales; Polyporaceae
Product: cysteine proteinase
Exons: 5
Coding region: 1-1482 (493 amino acids)
Biological process (GO): protein deubiquitination
Molecular function (GO): cysteine-type deubiquitinase activity
Source: RefSeq, a predicted model, not a curated record